Messenger RNA from Thlaspi arvense, 2337 nucleotides. NCBI's taxonomy places the organism in Eukaryota, Viridiplantae, Streptophyta, Magnoliopsida, Brassicales, Brassicaceae. The record is from the annotation of a GenBank genome assembly.
AUGGGACCCACUGAGAAAGCGUUCGAAUGAGCUGUCAAAACAGCUCCGACCAGACUGUGUUUCCCUUUGCCUUCCGUUUUAUAAACCUCUCUCUCUCCUCACAAUUCUCUCACUUUCCAUUCUCUCUCUCUCUCUCUCUCCUUUCUUUUCUUCAAUUUCGAAAUUUCUUCAGAGAUGGCUCAAGAGGAGGCCCAGAAAUCAGCUGAUGUUGUCGCCGUCGCCGCCGCAACGGAGAAACCAAUGACCGAUAAAGAGGUGACGGUUCCUGCUCCGGUGCCGGAGAAGGAGGUGACUGCUCCGGUUGCCUCGGAGGAGAAGGCGGUGCCUGAGAAGGAAGAGAAGGCGUCGACGGAGGAGGCGGAGAAAUCUGCUCCGGUCAAGGAGGAAGAGACGGUUGCAGCUGAGAAGGUGGUUGUUCCAACCCCUGAGGAGCUUGAAAAGAAGGCACUUGAGGAGUUCAAGGAGCUCGUGAGGGAGGCUUUGAACAAACGGGAAUUCACUGCUCCGGCGCCGGUGAAGGAAGAGAAACCUGAGGAGAAGAAACCGGCGGAGGAAACUAAAGAAGAAGAGAAAACAGAGGAAAAGAAGGAAGAGACAACGACAACAAAGACCGAGAAGGAAGAAGAGAAACCGGCGGGUCCAGCAACAGAAGAAGCCGUCAAGUCCGAGGAGAAAUCUGAGGCGGCGGCUCCGGCAGAGACCAAAUCGGAGGAGAAAUCUGAGGUGCCGGAAGAGAAACCAGCCACCGUAACAACAGAGAAAGCCUCCGGUGCUGAGGAAGACGGAACCAAGACGGUGGAAGCAAUCGAAGAGUCGAUCGUCUCCGUCACUCCCACGGAAUCCGCCGCGCCGGUCGUGGUAGAAACCACCGUCGUGGCCGAGGCAGAGCCUGUGGAGCCGGAAGAAGUCUCGAUCUACGGAGUUCCACUCCUCCAAGACGAGAGAUCCGACGUGAUCCUCCUGAAAUUCCUCCGCGCGAGAGACUUCAAGGUCAAGGAAGCCCUGACGAUGCUGAAAAACACCGUCCAGUGGCGCAAGGAAAACAAAAUCGACGAGCUAGUGGAAGCCGAAGCCGGAGAAGAAGCGAGCGAGUUCGAGAAGAUGGUGUUCGCUCACGGCGUCGACAAGGAAGGCCACGUCGUGAUCUACAGCUCCUACGGCGAGUUUCAGAACAAGGAGCUUUUCUCCGACAAGGAGAAGCUUAACAAGUUCCUCAACUGGAGGAUUCAGCUACAGGAGAAGUGUGUGAGAGCUCUUGACUUCAGCAGCCCUGACGCUAAAUCCUCGUUCGUGUUCGUCAGCGACUUCAGGAACGCUCCGGGACUCGGCAAGAGAGCCUUGUGGCAGUUCAUCAGACGCGCCGUCAAGCAAUUCGAGGACAAUUAUCCCGAAUUUGCCACUAGAGAGCUGUUCAUCAAUGUCCCAUGGUGGUACAUUCCAUACUACAAAACAUUCGGAUCUAUCAUCACAUCGCCAAGGACUAGGAGCAAGAUGGUCCUUGCUGGUCCAUCCAAAUCAGCCGAUACGAUUUUCAAAUACAUCUCUCCUGAACAAGUCCCGCUUAAAUACGGCGGACUUAGCAAAGAUAUUCCUUUGACCACUGAAAACUCAAUAACCGAAGCCAUUGUUAAACCAUCAUCCAAAUACACCAUUGAUUUGCCUGCUUCUGAGGCUUGCACGCUUUCAUGGGAGCUUAGGGUUUUGGGUGCAGAUGUGAGCUACGGAGCUCAGUUUGAGCCGACAAACGAGGGAAGUUAUGAUGUGAUCGUUUCUAAAAACCGGAAGAUUGUGUUAACCGAUGAACCGGUGAUAGCCGAUUCUUUUAAGGUGGGUGAACCGGGAAAGAUUGUGAUCACAAUCGAUAACCAGACUUCCAAGAAGAAGAAAGUUCUCUACAGGUUCAAAACUCAACCAAGGUCUGAUCUUUGAAAUUAAAGUUGGAGACUAUAUGUUACUUGAUACGACCCAAAUCGAAGGAAGAAGAGAAAAAUGCUAUAUUGUUGUUUUGGGGAACAAAUUUUUAAUUAAUUUAUUUAGUUUGUUUUUUUAAUAUGUAAUUUUGAAAUCUCAAAAGGUGGUUGUGUUUUGCUGGGGCGUUUGCUUUGUUUUGAGUAUUGGGGGUUGUUUUGUGUGUGGGGAGAAUAUGUGAUUAAAGUUUAAAAGAAAAAAAAAAAAACAUAAACACUUUGUUUCAUUAUUUUACCUUUUACUUUUCUUUGUAUAAUUUGUGUAAAUCUUAAUGUAUUCAUUAUUUAUAUUUGUCUUUCUCUAUCUUUUAUCUUUACUUUUGUUCAUGAGAACUGAUUCUAAAACAAAGGUAAAGCAAAUUGUCCAGAC